UAAAUAUUUGUAUUGAAGAUCAGCAAUGGGUCUUAGCUCUAGCAAGUCAAAAAAGAAGUAUGAAGUGGAAUCUGCCGCCAGCAAACCCAAUCCAGACCCUGUGAAGGACUCUAACACAAAUGUAAACAAAACACCGGUCGAGGUAAAGCCAAAUGCAGCUCCAGUGAUUGUGAGUGCAGUGCCCAUCCCCGCGUGGAUUAACGAAGCACAAUUUGUGGAAAUUCUCACUCAAACUGUGCCCCAGUUUUCCAAAAUUCACUCAUUUAAUGUAAAGCCCGCUAUGGGAGCUGGCGAGAACUAUGCGACCCUCAUGCUAAGAGUGAAAAUCGAUGUAGAGCUCAAAGAUAAUACCAUCAAACACAGUUCAUUUAUGAUGAAAGUAGCACAUGACACUGCUCAAAUGCAAGAAAUGUUGCAAAUGGCCAAUUUCUUCGAUGUUGAAAAUGAGGUCUACAUUGAUUUAAUACCGAAAUUCGAGGAGCUUUACAAGUCGAAGGGUUUAAAUCUAACCCUUGCACCCCGCGCCUACAGAUUCAAUGAAGGCCUCAAAACCGAGCCCAAACUCAAAAACACCGUUCUCAUGUACGAUCUGGGUCAGGAUGGUUAUAAGAACGCCAAUCGCCUCGAGGGCCUCAACAUAGAACAGACCGAGCUGGUGCUCCGUAAACUUGCUCAAUAUCACGCCGCGAGCGCUGUCUACAAAAGCAUUAAUGGACCAUACACAGAUAGUAUUACGUAUGGCAUGUUUGGUAAAGAUCCUCAGAUAGCUCUAGCUCUGAUGGAGAGUAUGUUUGUGUCCACGCAGAAAAUUUUCCUAAAUAAUCUACAAAACUUUGAAAACUGCGAGCAAUAUCACGAGAAGUUGGAAACAUAUUUUUCGAAAAUAAACAAAGCGUUUAUUGAAAUGGGCAUGCCUAAGCCUGAUGAAUUUAAUGUUAUUAACCAUGGGGAUUGUUGGGUCAACAAUUUUCUCUUCAAAUUUGAUGAGUCUGGAAAGGUGCAUGAUAUGCUUUUUGUGGAUUUCCAAAAUCCCAGAUACGGCCAUCCUUCCCAGGAUCUUUUAUACUUCAUUAUGACCUCAGUGAACAUAAGCUAUAAACUAACUCACUUUGACUAUUUCAUCAAAUACUAUCACGAUCAGCUGGUUGAGCAUCUCAAGCUGCUUGACUACAAGGAGCGUGUGCCCAAGUUGGUGGAGCUGCAAAUAGAGACCUAUAAAUAUGGCAGCUGGGCCAUCAUGCCCUGUUAUAUGGUGCUGCCUGUGGUGCUCCUCGACCCGACGGAGUCGGCCACGUUUGAGAACUUCCUCGGUGACAGUGAGACCGGUGCAAACUUCAAGAAGCUAAUGUACACGAACAAACGAUACAAACGGUACAUUGAACAGAUUCUACCAUGGCUGGAUAAUCGGGGCUUAUUAGAGAUCUACGAACCACCUCAAUCACUCCAAGCUGCAGCUGUGUCAACAACUCCCUCAACUGAGAAAGUCGAGAUAGACUCAAAUAUACCCUCAUGGGUGAGCAAAGACCAUUUCUUAGAGCUGCUCAAAGCAGAACUUCCUGACUUCAAGGAUAUUCGGGAUUUCCGUGUUAAGAAAGCCACCGAAGCGGGGGAUAACUACUCCUCCAUAAUGCUCUCUGUCGAUAUUGAUUAUCAAACAGUUCAUGGUCACACACUGUGUAAAUCUUUCAUGGUGAAAGUUCCACCAGCGAAAAAUGCAGAGAUUCUGGACAUAAUGCUCACAUUCAAGAAAGAAAUAUCCAUGUACACCGAAGUCAUUCCGCAGCUGGAGGAGCUAUACAAGCAGUGCGGACAAUCCGUUGUCUUUGCUCCCAAGAAUUAUAGCCUGCCGAGUGCACCUGACUGCGAUCACAUUAUCUUGCAGAAUCUUCGUCCAGCGGGAUACAAAAACGCAAAUCGCCUGCAAGGACUGAGUGUAAAGGAAACGGAGCAGGUGUUGGCCAAAUUGGCCCUGCUGCAUGCCGCAUCUGCACAGCUCUAUGUAACCAAGGGCCGCUAUGCUGACUGCCUGGAUAAAUCGAUCUACAAAGAAAGCAUGCGUCCCGUAUUUGAAAAUGACAUGUCAAAAGCCUUAAUUGAUUCAAAUGUAAAAGCCAUGCGAAGCUUUAAGGGCAGCGAAGUCUUUGGCGAUAAGGUGGCCAAGAUACUUAACAAUAUUUUCGAUUGUGAAAUGAAAGCAGGCGUAUAUGAUGAAACCCAAUUCAAUUGCCUCAAUCAUGGUGAUUGCUGGACAAACAAUGUGAUGUUCAAAUACGAUGCAGAGGGCGAGAUUACGGACACACUCUUUGUGGACUUCCAGAGAUCAGUAUUCAGCACUCCCGCCUUGGAUUUGUAUUACCUACUACUGUCCUCACCUAGUCUAGAUAUAAAGCUUGAGAAAUUCGACUACUUUAUACGCUACUAUCACACCGAGCUGCAGCGAAAUCUGGAGCUGCUUAAGUAUCCCCGACACAUACCAACGCUCACCGAACUCCACACCAUUCUGCUGAAGAAUCCCUUGAGUGCCGUGACUACAACAGCGUUCAUAAUGCCUGUGGUACUGCUCGAUCCCACCGAAAAUGCGAGCCUUGAUACCAUGAUGCGCACAGAUGAGGAAAGCAAAGAGUUUAAAAAUAAGCUCUAUUGCAGUGACAGAUUUCGUAAACAUGCUGAGGCGAUAUAUCCUUGGCUAAAUAGCAAAGGCCUCUUAGAUCUUGAGUAAAACUUGAUGGGAACGCUUGUGAAUA
This is a messenger RNA of Drosophila navojoa, 2744 nucleotides long. RefSeq lists its product as uncharacterized. NCBI's taxonomy places the organism in Eukaryota, Metazoa, Arthropoda, Insecta, Diptera, Drosophilidae. The record is from RefSeq and is a predicted model, not a curated record.